GAAAUAAAAGUUAUCGCUCAAUUGGAGUUUGCUGUAGAGAAACCAUAAAACACAAAUAAAAUUCAGAAAUAUUUAAGUUCUUAGAAACGACGCGUCCAUCAUGAAGAUAUUCCUUCUUAUAAUAAUUUACGUUGCAAUAAUCGUUAAUUGUGAUUAUGCAGAAGAAUCCGGGAAAAGAUUGCCGAAAAUGCACAGAAGUAUAAAAAUUUUCAAUCCAAGAAAGUUCUCGAGGUUAAAAAUGUCUCGAGCACUUGAGAGUCGCAAGGCAAAUAUGAAGACGAAUAAGGACAAUUUUUAUACAGUAUUUUCACCAAUGUCUAUAAAACUCAAAGAUAUACCUAAUAGCCCAUACUUUAAUGGUGAUGUUAAUGAUGGCUUUAAGACAAGAGUUAAAAAAGUAUUACCGGAGUUUGAACAUAAAAUACACAAAAGAUCAGCAACUGUUAAUGAAACAAAUUUAGAAACAAGAAGAAGUAAAUCUAAACUGCAUAGAACUAAACACAAACAUUCUGAAAACAAUACCGAUAAAGUAAAAUAUAGAUUGUCCAAAGACAAAAAACAUGAAAGGAAAUCUUCCAAACAUAAACACCACAAACGGCACCAUCAAAUGGAACUUCCAAGAGAAGCAAAUAAAACAAAAGAAUUAAGAAGUCAUAAGAAGAAAUCGAAAUCUCAUCAUUCGAGAAAAUUGAAAUCAAAAUCUUCAAGAAGGGACAAAGUGAAACUAUUGCAUGAAGAUAAAACGCUACGAAAUGGAAAAGCUCUAAUCCGUCGCAAGCGUCUAAUAGCAGCCAAGGAUGCUAUGAUAGAAGACUAUCCCUACGUAGUGUCCAUCCAAAAGGGACGAGAGCAUUGGUGUUCUGGGGCUCUGCUCAACCCACGACUCGUGGUCACCACUGCUAACUGUAUUUGGAAAUCCUUCCGUAUGAGUCGACUGAAGGUUCGAGCUGGAUCCCGUUACGUGGACCGAGGAGGUCAGCUGGCGAAGGUGCAGGAGGUGAUGAAGCAUCCAUACUGGAGCAUCCGGAAGAACCCUGACUAUGAUGUCGGUCUGUUGUACUUGGACAGGAAUAUUAGGUUUUCAGACAGCGUGCAUGCAGUUGACUUGCCCAAUGACGCCAUGUUACCCGCGUUUGAAGAUGCGUGGGUCACCAGCUGGGGAGCUGAAAGACGUGAUGGAGUAUUCGAGACCAAAGGCAUCACACUCCAAGUGUACCAUUCUCGGCUGAUCGACCUCGACAAAUGUAACAACGUGACACAACGCUUUGGGGUCGCGGUCACUAAUAACUUUAUAUGCUUGGCGCAGACUGGAAGGAGAGCACCUUGCACGCGUGACACAGGUGCUCCAGCAGUUAGCGAUGGAAUAGUUUGGGGUCUUGCUUCGUGGGGGCUACGAAAAUUAUGCGGUACAGAGCGCUAUCCAGCGAUGUUCUCAUACUUGGGGUCGCGAUCUAAUCUCGACUUCAUUACCAACGCUACACAUUACCUCCUGUCAGAAAAACGUUACUACCCCUACCCCGAUCGAUUCGUUCUUAACAAAGCUGAUACCACUAAGCCCCCCACUACUAGCAAUAUAAUGGAAUAUUAA
This is a messenger RNA of Colias croceus (clouded yellow), 1588 nucleotides long. Its product is annotated as transmembrane protease serine 3-like. Lineage: Eukaryota; Metazoa; Arthropoda; Insecta; Lepidoptera; Pieridae. The coding region runs from base 101 to 1588 and encodes 495 amino acids. The transcript is spliced from 7 exons. Gene Ontology annotation, molecular function: serine-type endopeptidase activity. The record is from RefSeq and is a predicted model, not a curated record. Gene Ontology annotation, biological process: proteolysis.